Messenger RNA from Colossoma macropomum (tambaqui), 1144 nucleotides. RefSeq names its product chromobox homolog 3a (HP1 gamma homolog, Drosophila) (gene cbx3a). The coding region runs from base 153 to 677 and encodes 174 amino acids. Gene Ontology annotation, cellular component: nucleus; pericentric heterochromatin. Gene Ontology annotation, molecular function: chromatin binding. The record is from RefSeq and is a predicted model, not a curated record. Lineage: Eukaryota; Metazoa; Chordata; Actinopteri; Characiformes; Serrasalmidae. Gene Ontology annotation, biological process: chromatin organization; negative regulation of transcription by RNA polymerase II. The transcript is spliced from 5 exons.
GGCCGGGCCGCGGCGCACAUGUUUCUAACCCGUUUCCACCCGAGAGGAGAGGACGCUGUUGGCUGGCGAGGUGCCAGGAAAAUCCCCGGAGAAGAAGUCCAUUAGUUUACAGCCUCUUUUUGUAGUCGUUUGUAUCCAAGGCCAAAGCUGAGAUGGGUAAGAAACAGGUGAACAAGUCCAAAAAGGAGGUUGAGGAGCCAGAGGAGUUUGUGGUAGAGAAAGUGCUUGACCAGCGGGUGGUGAAUGGCAAAGUUGAAUUUUUCCUUAAGUGGAAAGGUUUUCCUGAUUCUGAUAACACAUGGGAGCCUGAAGAGAAUCUUGAUUGCCCUGAGUUGAUCUCUGCAUUCCUGACAUCACAAAAAGGUGUGGUUGAGAAACCAGACUCCAAUAAGAGGAAGUCCUCUACAGAUGAACCAGAGACAGAGGAGAACAGUGCCAAGAGGAAGAAGGAAAUGAGUGAAAAACCAAGAGGGUUUGCUAGGAAUCUGGAACCAGAGCGGAUCAUAGGAGCAACAGAUAGCAGUGGGGAGCUCAUGUUCCUGAUGAAAUGGAAGGAUUCGGAUGAGGCAGACCUGGUGCCAGCACGAGAGGCUAACACCCGCUGCCCACAGGUAGUUAUUGCCUUCUAUGAAGAGAGACUGACCUGGCACUCCUGCCCAGAGGAUGAGCAGCAAUAGAGUUUUCCUAUACUACAUCUCCUUAGCCGCAACACGUUUAAGCUCUCUCUGGCUGACCCACCCUGUUCAUCUCAGGGCCUCACCUGUGUUGAAUGCUUUCCUACCCUGGCUUUGUGCUGCACUGUGGACAGCAUUGAUCAAUGGUGCGUGUGUUUUAGUGUCUGGAUUGGGCUGAAAGACUGGUAAAAGGAGGGUUGUUUUUGUUUUUAAACUGAAAAAAACUUUAAAAAAUUGUUGCGAAUAUGACAGUGCUGGUUGCCAUUGGUGAUGCACUGGAUUUUUUUUUUUUUCCUGUUAAUGUCUUUGUUUAGCUGUAGUCUUCCAGUUGACCCUCGCCUUUGUGCAUCCUUCUCUUGUGAUGUUCAGCUUUUAAUGUAAAGAACCCAUGAUACUAUUAGAUGAUUUUAUUUUCCACUGCAUCUUUUGGUUCAUACUUGGUUUUGAAUAGCUGUUGUGUAUAUUUUUUU